CUUGGUUUAGGGGAAGAGAAAAGCAGGUACCUUCCCACUCUCGGCUGCCUUUCUUCUUCUCCAUGUCUGGCUGCUAGACGAAAACGCAGGCUUCGUCUCACCAUUCUACUCGGUUGGUCUCGCCAUUCUACUAGAAGCAAUUCUCGAUUAGGUGGUGAGAUCAUUCUACUUGGUUGGUCUCGCUCAGAAGCAAUGACCGUCUCUUCGUUCUUCUUCUCCAUCUCUGGCUGCUGGUCUUGGUGGAACAGAACAGGGAACGCAGUCUUCAGUCCCCCAUUCUACUAAUCAGUUGGUCUCUCUCUCUCAAUUGAAGAAGGAAUUCUCGAUUAGGGCCUCAGCUCCCCAAUGUUCCAAAUUAGGGCUUCAUCUUGAUGAUUGAUCUAUUAUAAUCAAUUUGGGGAUUCUACACUCGAAUUAGGGAUUCAGCUCCCACAUUCGAAUUAGGGCUUCAUAUCGGGUGUUGUUGAUUAACCAAUGGACAAUCUGUUUCGAAUACACUACAUAUACAAUGGAAGACAUGAAGAGGUUGUAGUGGAUCCGGACUCUACUAUCACUAUAUGUGUCUAUGGCCUGACUGUAAGUAAGACCACAAUGGAUAAUUACACCAUCAAUGGCUAUGCUGGUAAAGUGAUCCCCAUAUUGGACGUCAAAAGCAGGGGCCAUCUCAAUGACACUACAAGGGUCACUGACUGGAGUUCCAGGCCGAGUAAGCGUACUGUAAGAAGAGGUGGUGGUACAGGUACAGCUACAAGUAGUGCAACUGGAUGUGGUUCUGGUGUUGCAAGGAUAGAGAAUUUGAGUGCCAGUAAUGUUGGGGCAAGGUCAAAGUUUGGAGAAAAUAUAUCAACUGUCAGUAGGAGUUUUGUAUCUGCUGGAGGAAGUGGUACUUCCUCAAAUGUUGUGAAGAUGAGAUAGUAACUCCUCAUAUCAUUUCUGAGUCAUCUGAAAGUGAUAGUGAUGGUGAAUGUGAAGAUGAUAGUGACAAAGAUUAUGUUGAAUCAGAAGAUAGUCAAUCUGACUAUGAUGAGGGUGGUGAAAUGGAUACUGAUGAAGUGGAUGUUGAUGGUAAUUCUCAACUUGAAGAUAACAAUUCUGAUGAUUCAGAUGUGUCAGGGUACAACUCUGAUGACUAUCAUGGCACACAUGACAGAGAACAUAAUAUUGAUUCAGAUUCAAUAGUGAAGUUAGAAAAGGGAGAUGUUUUCUAUGAUGUUGACCACUUUAGGGCCGUUUUGCAUAAUUAUGUUAUACAAGAAGGGUUUGAAAUCUUGAGGACAAAAAAUGAAAAAAACAAGAUUUACUGUUCUGUGUACAGGUGAUGGUUGCAGUUGGAGAAUCCAUGCAUCUCUUACAAAAGAUAAAGCAAAUUUCAAGAUCAAGUCAGUAGGUCCAUCACAUACAUGCUCCAAUCCCCCCACAAAAGAUAGGAGCAUUACAUACAAGUGGAUAGCAAGGAAACUGGGACCUAUGCUUAAGGCAGAGCCAAACAUGAGUGUCAAGAUCAUGAGAGCAGUAUUGCACCAAAAGUAUGGUUUUGAAGCACAGAGGUUACAAUGCUACAGAGCUCGUAGUCUGGCAAGAGGGGAGGUUGCUGAAUGCUAUGACAUGUCUUAUGCAAAAUUACCCAAGUAUGGUUAGUUGUUAAGAAGGCAUAACCCUGGUACUGUGUACAAACUGGUACUGUGUACAAACUGGUACCCUAUGAGAGACAUGACUUCACUAAAAACCCACAAUUCAAGAGAUUAUUUGUGUGCCUUUAAGCUUGUAAGAAUGGAUUUUUGGAUGGAUGUAGACCCUUUAUGGGUCUAGAUGGAUGUCAUCUAAAGGGUAGAUAUGGUGGUGUACUGUUGUCUGCAAUUGCAGUUGAUGGGAACAAUGGCAUAUAUCCGAUUGCCUUUAGUAUUGUUGAAGUAGAGAACAAGGAUAGUUGGACUUUUUUUUUACAUUGUUUGGAUGCUGCCUUGAGGCUGGAUGACUGUGACAUAGGGCUUACCUUCGGGUCUGACAAACAGAAGGGUCUUGCAGAUGCUAUAUCCGGAAUAUUUCCAGGUGCACAUCACAGAAACUGUUGCAGAAAUUUGUACAGUAAAUUUAAGGCAUCCUUCCCAGGCUUGUUAUUGAAGACCCAAUUUUGGGUUGCAUGUAAAGCAUCCAAGGAGUUCAUCUUCAACAAGACAAUGGAAAUUAAGGGGUUGAACAAGGCAGCUUACGAUUGGUUGCUGAAUAGCAAUCAUCCCUCAAUGUGGUCUAGGCAUGCAUUUGAUAAACGCGCGAAGAGUGAUCAUGUCACAAACAAUAUGACAGAGUCUUUCAACAACUGGAUCAGAGAGCUGAGAAGUAAGCCUAUCUUGACAUUAGUUGAUGAACUUAGAUGUAAGUUAAUGAGAAGGCUAGAUAAAAGAUACAAGAAAGCAGCAACUAUGGAGGGCAGGGUAACUCCAAAUAUAAGGAAGAAAUUGGACAUGAUCAUAGAUGAAUCAGGAUUUUGUAAUGCAAUUCCAUUAGGGACAGAAGAGUUUGAGGUCAUAGAUGGGAGGUCCAGAAUGGUUGUGCAUCUAAUGAACAAGACAUGUUGUUGCAAGGAAUGGGAUGGAACAGGAAUCCCUUGUAGACAUGCUGCAUCAGCCAUCAAGUUCAUAAGAGGUGAUGUUGAAUCCUAUUGUGACCCAUUUUACAUUGUAGAAAAAUAUCGAUUGUCACAUAGAGAGAUGAUUCAUCCUAUUCCAGAUUUGAAAAAUGUGGACUACUUGAGUGAUGCCAAUGAAGUAUGGCAGCAUCCACCAUUGAAGAGAUUACCAGGUAGACCUAAAAAAAAUAGGAAAAGAGAACCUGGUGAGGAUGCACCUAGAGAUCUUAGAAAGAAAAGUUAUAUGGUUCAGUGUGAGAUAUACAAAAGAAAAUGGCAUAAUAAGAGGACUUGCGAGAGAGAUGUAGAUCAACAGGAGAAGCAACAAUCUAGACCAAGAGGUGGUUUGAAGAGGAAGAAUUCUGAUGUUGACCUAGGUGGAGAUUCCAGUUUGGAGAUGGUAACUAGAUCACAAGCUACAACAACAGGAAGUCAAUCUAGUGUUAAAGAAAGACAAAGGGAGAGAAUGACUAAGAAAGCAACAUUGAUGGCAGCAAAGAGAGCUAGUAAGAAAGGAGAUAGUGGAAGAAAAAAUUAGGUGCUAAUGUAAUUUGUCAUUUUUGGUGGUGGUGAUACUUUGGACUGUAAUAUCAUCAUGGAUGUGAAAGAAUUUGUAGUUUUUAAGUCUUAGUGGGGCUUAUUUGGAACCUAUUUAAUACUUUGUGUGGAUAUGUAAGAAAGUACUUGUCUUUUAAAGUCUUGGUGGAACAAUGAGUUACCAUCAUUUUGUUUGAA
Molecule: messenger RNA, 3361 nt
Organism: Macadamia integrifolia
Lineage: Eukaryota; Viridiplantae; Streptophyta; Magnoliopsida; Proteales; Proteaceae
Exons: 4
Coding region: 1800-3164 (454 amino acids)
Molecular function (GO): zinc ion binding
Source: RefSeq, a predicted model, not a curated record